GGCGAGCAGAAGAGGGAGAAAAUAGUUGUUGCCGCCAUUGAUUUUGGGUCGACCUACUCUGGGUACGCCUUUUCGUUUCGCGAUGAUUUCCAAACAAAUCCUUUGAAGAUCCACACCAACCACUGGUCAUCUGCACAGUCUGGUGGAAUAUCAUACAAAGCACCGACAACUGUUUUGUUAAAACCUGACCAGACGUUUCACAGCUUUGGUUAUGACGCGGAAGAUAAAUAUGCAGAGCUGUCUGAAGCAGAAGAACACCAAGAGUGGUACUACUUCAGUCGCUUCAAGAUGAAACUUAUGAAUGCACUGGACAUAUCUAAAGAUCAAACAGGAAGUGAUCAUCUAUUUUCUAAACUAGAGCGAGAUAUGGAGAUUGACGACAUAGAUGGUAAAAAGAUGCCCUUUAUGACCAUCAUAGCACACGCCAUUCGAUAUCUUAAAGAACAUUUAUUGCGCCAGUUAUACGAUAAGAACAUUCUAGAAGCAGUGACAGCUGACGGUAUUUUUUGGGUAUUGACAGUUCCCGCUAUUUGGACUGACUCUGCUAAACAGUUCACAAGAGAAGCGGCAAAAGAGGCCGGAAUUCACGACGAUCAGCUAAUGCUUGCAUAUGAACCGGAAGCUGCCGCCCUGUACUGCCGCCUACUUCCGAUUGAUAGAUUUGAGAGUGGGGGAGAACACCAGGAGCUGGUGCUUAAAACGUUUGAACGAGGGAAGAAAUUCAUGGUCAUCGACCUAGGGGGAGGAACAGUCGACGUCAGCGUUCAAGAAACUACUGAUACAGGAAAAAUGAAGUUCAUUUACGAUGUUUGCGGGGGUCGGUGGGGUGGCACCAGAGUUGAUGAGGAAUUUACCCAAUUUCUUAUCAAACUUGUUGGAGCAGAUGUGUUUACUGAGUUCAAGGAUGAGAGUAGGUCUGAAUACCUGGAGCUGAUGCGAAUCCUAGAGAUCAAGAAAAAGCAAAUUGAUUACAACUCUCAAAAUAAGAUUCCUGUUAGGAUGCCUACUGCUUUGUUUGAGAUCUUAGAAGAACACACCGGAUGCGACAUUUCAGAGAUCAUUGUCAAUUCUCCCUUUGCAAACUCAAUAUUUAGCUUGCAGGAUAAAAUAAGCUUUGAUGCAAGUUUGUUCAGAUCCUUUUUUAGAAAUUCAAUACAAGAUAUAAUAUUUCAUCUACGAAGUGUAUUGGAAGACCCAGUUUGUAAAGAUUUGCUGGGAAUAGUUGUUGUUGGAGGUUAUGCAGAUAGUCGUCUAAUAAUAGCCAGCAUUAAAGACACUUUUCCUGGAAAACGAAUUAUCGUACCUAUUGAAGCUGGUCUUGCUGUUGCCAAAGGCGCGGUUCUUUUUGGUCACGAUCCAGAUGUUAUUUGCUCACGUGUGUGUCGCUAUACAUAUGGAGAUGAUAUUUGUUUACCAUUCAAUAAAGACAAACACCCAUUUAGCAAUUUAACCUUGAUAAACAGCGAGCGAUUUUGCAAAAACAUUUUUCAGAACUUUUUUGAAAAGGGAGAAAAAGUCUUUCUUGGUCAGAAACGAUCUUUUUCCUCUGAUUAUGACUUCCGUGACAAAAGGAGAGCUGAUCAGCGGGAACAACCAUUGACAAUUAAAGUAUAUGUUUCAAAUAGAAAAAAUCCUGUGUUUAUCUAUGAUGUGGGGUGUCGCACAUUGGGCGAAAUUAUUGUUGUUUGCAAACACAAUUCAAAACUUUGGCCUAAAACGUUUUUGUGUACGAUAGAAAUGGAAAUAGCUGGAACUGAAAUUCAAGUUACCGCAAUCAUCAGCAGUGGAGAAAAAGCAAAAGCAAAGUUUAACUUUUUGUGAUUCCUCACUUUAAUAAAACAUGAUUUUAUGAUUAAUGAAGGCCGUCUGCAUAUUUGAUUAUUUUAAAAUUACUUUAAAGAAUGCCUGUUGAAUACAAAGACAUAUUCAAAAGUACUGUUUUCUAAAAGCUUAAAAUUAGAUUAUGUUUUUAUUCACAUACUCUGUAAUGCAUUCGAAGCUUGUUUGCCUCUCUUCAAAGGCAUGAAAAUAAUAUUAGUUAUUUGUUUAUAAGUACUUGUUUAUAACUUCUUAUUAAUACUCAAGUUAUUUGAGUCUGAGAUCGUAUGUAUGUUAUAAAAACGAUAUAAAGGUAUGGCCUCAUUGGUGUGACUGUUUAUAGACAAACAAGUUGGUAACAAAGUUAUAAUUUGAGCGAAACAGAAAAAAAACCGUACGCGUACACUGUUAAAUCUUGAAGAAAUUAUGGGUUAAGUUUUGUUCAUAUACACGCAUUAGAAAAUUUAAUAACUUUGAAGAACGUUAGUACUGUGAAUAAUUCAUUGCUCUUUCAUUUAUUUAAACAUAUGUUUUUGCAAUA
Molecule: messenger RNA, 2359 nt
Organism: Magallana angulata
Lineage: Eukaryota; Metazoa; Mollusca; Bivalvia; Ostreida; Ostreidae
Product: heat shock 70 kDa protein 12A-like
Exons: 5
Coding region: 289-1821 (510 amino acids)
Molecular function (GO): ATP binding; ATP-dependent protein folding chaperone
Source: RefSeq, a predicted model, not a curated record